GUUAUUUUUAGCUUAUUAAUUUUCAGUGUUUUUGCGUCAUAGGUGUACUUUUUAUCAGGUGCCUCAGCCAAGCAGAAGUGAAACCCGGCAGUUUUGGGUUAAUGACAAUAACGAUAUCUCUCUCUCCCUCUCGCCUUUGACGUGUUAGCAGCUCGCGCACACUUCUCACCCCUCCCAGUGAAAAAGUGCCACAUGACCUGUCGAAUAGGAAGUGUCGAGCUACGUACCGAGCAGCAGCAGCAGAAACAGAGACGCAAGACGAGAGGACGCCGUGAAAUCUCUGAAGUCCCAUCCCCGACGUUUCUCAGCAGAUACGUUUCCCCCGUCGAGCUGAUAAGAGCAAUAAGUUGGCCGCAGUCAUGUACUUGAGGGUGGUGUUUUUCACUGUAGUUGUAGCUCUGAUUGGCGCAUCAGCCGCAACAGACUCAGAUGGAUGUUCCACUCUGUCAUGCGAUUCAUGUGGAACCACUAAUGAUGACUGCCAGUGGAUUAACUGCACAACAUUAUCUCUUGGCUGUCACAACAAGACUCUUCUGGCAGAAAACGAGACCUGCAGCAAUGCCAGCUGCUCAGCUUUUGAACUCACCACAGCCCUGAUUUCAACUACCUCUGCUCCUUCGACUGCUCCCCCUCCCGCUACAGCCUCCCUUACCCCUGUUGUCACCACCACCGCUAACAGCAGCACCACAGGCAAUGGAACCAUUAUUCCCACCGUUGCCCCCACUCACAGUGGUAACAUCUCCACCUCUACGACUCCAUCCUCUGCUUCAACUGGAACCAGCACAAGUGCCACGCCAAUUUCCCCCUCUCCUGACCUUCACAAGAACACCUUCGAUGCUGCAAGCUUCAUUGGUGGAAUAGUUCUGGUCCUGGGCCUGCAGGCCGUGAUCUUCUUCCUCUACAAAUUCUGCAAGUCCAAGGACCGCAACUACCACACCCUCUGAAGCAACUGCACUUUUGGAUCCACAUCACUCGAUAUCCCCACCAACUAGAACCUUCCAGAGAAGACUCCCCACUCGGCACGCACUCAUCACGACGGACUCAAACAGUGUUUUCAAGCAGGUUUUCUAGAUCUUUGAUGUUUGUGCCACUUGUGGUUUAGGCCUGCAUUAGCACUGCUGUUGUAGUCUGUAUUAAAGCACCCACUCAGGCCUGUAUGUAUAUUCACUUCGCACUAACUUGUACAACUAAACAGAUCUCCAGUGAUAUGGCAUUUAAGCCUUGAGCAUAUGGAUUACAUCAUCUGGUUGCUACUCCCACCUCCAUCAUGCUGUCAUUCAGUGAAGACCAUUUUCCAGCAAAUUGCGGGGUUUGUGUUAUUUACAGCCCCUCUUCUCAUGAUUCCUCAGUCAAAUACACCACGAGUUAAAUUACUCAUGUAUUCAAAGUAGCUUUUCUGUUGAUGCUUGGGAGUAGUACAGCUGCAAACUGGUAGCAGUGACAUGAUUUUUUUCGUCUUGAUUUUUAAACACUGUUUGAGUUCACAGCUAUUCUUAAACGUGACGACUGUGAUGAUUCAGUAUUGCUUUCCGCCUCAUGAAUCGUGGGCAGGUUCCCUCUCCCCCGUGCAGCUGUAUCAUGUAUAUGUGUUCAUAGAUGAUGCAAAAGAGGUGGGGUUACUUAGAAGGGAAUAAAAGCAACACCCAAUCAUCUGAUGUCAGACUGAAAAAAUAUAGAUCCCAUGGUAAACAAUCUUAUUUUGGGUGUCUCCCUUGGUAUUUAGGAGUGCUGUGCGUUUUCUGCUGUUCAAUUCUAGUUGUAAAAAAAUGUCAAAAAACCAACUGCCAGUAGAGCAGCUCAAUGCAAUAAAUUAUAUAAAAAGUUCAUCUCCCAUCCCUUAGUCUCCCAACUGUUUCUGAUCUUUACCGACAUCAAAACUUACCUACUCGGGUUGCUAACGUUGAGCUGACCCUUUGGUACCAUUUCUGUGGAGUAGUCAAAAAGGGUGUGUGGGUCAAAAUGAAAGAUUGUAGAAUAUUUCAGAAACCUGAAUAAUUCGUUUUUAAUAAUGUAUAAUAUAGUGAAUGGGGAGAUAAAUAAAAUGGCAUGCACCUUUUUGAUGUGGACAGUGAUAGCAGUGAAGUGCCUUUAAUGUCCAGUAUGACUUAAAGAGAGAAAUGGAAGAGGCUGUUCUUCCUGGUUGAGGCCUAAAUGUUAUCAUUAGUUUAUGAUUCUAAGAAAGAAACGGUAUCACAGUGCCGAUAUUGGUGAGAACCGUACUAUCCCAGCUGGACUGAAGAGCCUUUUAUUGUUGAAGAAUACAGUAGAUAGUUGUCACUCGAGGGCCUUGAUCAGUCAAGAUACAAAUUUUUCCCUGUAAGUAGAGGACUAUAUUCAGUGCAUGAAACCUAUGGUCUUCUCACUGGUGACCUUGUGUUAAUGAAUAAUUUAACCUCCCUUUUGUUGCGCCCAAUACUGUUCCCAAAUUUCCUCCAACUUCACUAUUUAUGUUUCAGAAAUCAGUUGUAAAUUGUGUUUUAAUUUGAAAACAUGAACAAUGAGCUGGCAGGAAAAGUUGAACCGCUGUUUGUUAGGUGCUAUAAAUCUGGGAGUGUACUUUUUUUUUCUUUCUUUUUUUUUUAAGAAAAGGCUAAAAUAUUGGGUUUAAUUUGAGUAUUGGAGAGAGUGGAUUGAGGUAAAAAUGUUGGGACUGUUUGAGUGCUGGUUUGGUUAAAUGCACCUCUGAUUUCUGACUUUGCCUUGUAAAUGAGAGGAUUGUGAAUGAAGUGCAGAACUGCAACAACAAAGUGGUCGCGCUAGAGCUCAUGGCAAGUUCUCUAAUUAGCUUGCUGCUAACUGUGUGAAUUGUGUGUUUUUUUUUCUUACCCAUUAUGUCCCUCCUGUACAUAGCCGUGUCCUGUUUUUGUUUAUCUUCUAGGUUUCAACUUGAGGAAAGGCUAAAUGAAGGAGUGUUUAUCAGUACAUUUUGCUUGUAGCGGCUUGUCAGUGUCAAGAAUGUUUGGUUAAAUGCCUUUUUUCAUUAUUGCAUGCUGGAUGCUUGGAGUUUUUCCUCCCAUUGCAUAUGCUCUUAAGGAUUUAGACACUUAAAAACCACUUGAUUAUUUGUGAUUAGCCCAUAUGCUAGUUGAAAGAAUGCCUUGAAAUAGUGUGCAUUAAGCAAAAGUCCUCAGUUUUGGCAUGGAAAUUGAGCCUUGCACUGACACGCUUUGUUUUGUAACUUUAUCUUCGUAAAUGUUUUCAUGGUUCAGCCAAAAAAAUCAGCUCGUAUAAAUACUCAGUCUUGAAUAUUAACUAGAUAAUGGAUGAAUAACCACCUUGUUUUGUAUGACCAAGAACAGUAAGAGUGCAGAUGGGUAUUUUUCUUUUUCUUUUUCUUUUUGCUUUCAUAAUUUAGGAUUACAUGUUUUCUGCUGCUCACUAUUAACACGCCUUUUAACCUAGUCACCUGGUGGCAUUAGGCUACAGCCCAAAGACCCAACUAUGGCGAGUAGGCUACAGAGUUUUGCCUUAGCUAAACCUAUUUGUACAUUCUCUGCAUGUGGAGAGCCUUCGCCCAAAUUUAGAGAAAUGUGAGUUUAUUCACAGCUUUUGGACGGUAUGCUGUGUAAACACUGAAUCCAGUCAGUGCGCUCUCUGCUUUCCGACAUGGUAGCUGCAUUGCUUAAGAACACAGCAUCACAUGUUGACAUCGUGGUGUGUCGCAACACCUCUGGUAUCCAUGGAUACCAAUAGAUGCCCAUUGUGUUUCCUCUUUGCAGCUUCUCCUAAAAGUUACUAACUCAGUCCGUGCACCUCCUUAAGGAAAAGUGCCUUAUUCAGUUAAUAUUCAUAUAUAGUUGUAGUUUGUAAAAUGAUAUGCCACACCUAUUAAAUACUAAUGUGACUCAGCACUUUCAGACCCCUGUGAAGUGGUUUUCUGUGUUGUAUUUUGCUUAAAUGUCUGUUUUGUGACGCUCAGCCUUAACCUCUUGAUCAAACCCACAGAGCGUUUGCUAGUGACAAGCGUGUCCAGGCAAUUACUAGGCUGCUUUUGUUUAAAAAGUUUGUUAGGUGUAUCUUGUACUUAAUGGCUGGCAUUUCUGUAGCAUUUAAGUGCCUACAUUUUGACAAAUCACACAAUAGAAUUGUAGUUGUUUAAAUGCUGCUGAAAUGGCUAAAACCAGCUAGUGAAUGGCAUAGUUUUCAAAUAGAUGAAGCCUGUUUGUAACCUGGACAAAUUCUCACCAGCACAUAAAAGUAACUUAACCGGUAAUGUUGCAACCACAGCCACAGACCUCUGGUUUUAUUUACUGCGACAUUUCCUCCAUAAUGCAAAUGCAAAAUGUGAUGACCUGAAGUCCACUUUGGUUGUAAUUUUCAAUUGUUGCAAUGAAUGACUUGUUUUCUGUCCGGUAGUAUUUUAAAUUCAAAAUCAAAAUUUGCUUGGUCAUGGAGGGCUCUCCUAUCAGUUUUCAGCCUUGCAGUGUUCAAUUCCAAGAGCAACAAGUAAAAAAAGCUUUUUGAUUCCCUCCUUUGCCUUGUGGCUUUAUUGCUAUGUACACACUCUGUAGUGCCAUAUAUUUGACCUUUUGUGUUAGAGGCCAUCCAUCUUGUAGGUACAAUAUUUUUUUUUGGCUUUGCUCCCAUCCUACUUUGACACACAACUAUUCACACACAGCCAUAUGUAGACAGGUGCCUCUAUGCCUGAAAUGUUUUGUGCUUAUGUGCCCUUUUUUUUUCUCUCUCAAACCUUUUAUUUUGUGCCUUGUUUUCUAGUGUUGCCUUUAGUUUCACAAUGUAAAACCAAUAAAGUUUGAAUAUUGUUAAAACAAA
Molecule: messenger RNA, 4773 nt
Organism: Siniperca chuatsi (mandarin fish)
Lineage: Eukaryota; Metazoa; Chordata; Actinopteri; Centrarchiformes; Sinipercidae
Gene: cd164
Product: CD164 molecule, sialomucin
Exons: 6
Coding region: 360-944 (194 amino acids)
Cellular component (GO): cytoplasmic vesicle
Source: RefSeq, a predicted model, not a curated record